AUGAAUAAUACUAAUCCAAUAGAGUUACAAAAACCAAAGAAAAAAGAUGCAGAGAACAUUGCCUUUUUUGGUAAAGAAUGCGAUGUUUCAAAAAAGGAAGUUGUUGAGCGUUUUUUCUAUAGGCCAUCGCACUUAAAAAGAACUGUUCCAAGUGAAAUGCCGGAUAUAAUCGAUUAUAUAUUAUCAAAAGAGGUUAGAGAGCUUCUAUUGGCAGAAAUUAACUUGAAUGCACGUUGCCAGUUAGAGGAAAUAAGAAAAAACAUAUUGGAUGGAAGCAAUACGAAUAGGCCGAAACCUAGUAAACCCAAACGUGGUGGAAAGAAAAAGAAAGCAACUAAAUCGAAACAACAAACAUCUCAACAACCAAAACAUCACACAAGUUCCUUCAAAAAACACUUAGAUAACAACAAUAACAAUAAUUUAAAUCGUUCAUCAAAUAACAAUAAUACAAAUACAACAACAACUACUACAACUACUACAAUAACUACCACAACAACUACUACAAAUAAUACAAAUCCAGUAAGGUUAACUUCAACAAGAAACACACACCGCUCAAAAGCUGGUAAGCUAGUACCAGUAAAAAACUCUUAUCUCUACAAAGAUGUGACUGAGGAAGAGCUUAUGCUUUUUCUUGCUAUUACGGUACACAAAGCCAGGUGGGACAUGUCCAAUGACUGCUAUUUUAGCCACAUUACAACUGGCGAUCAAGUUUACAUGGUCAGAAACAGAUACGAAAAGAUUUCAUCUUUCUUUAUGUUUUCUGAAGCAGUCAUACUCAAACUGUGUAGCGCUCUGAGCACUGUGUAUGAAGGAUGCCUGGAAAACUCCACAUUCAUUAGUAUCGAUGAAACCAUGUUGGCCAGAAGAAUGAAUUGUACUUCAAGAAACGAAAAUGCUCAAAAGGUCGAACCUGCCUUCUACACUGUCAUUCCUCCGAAGCCACAUCCAACAGGAAUCUUGGUGUAUCAUUUGGCCACCAAAAUUGAUACGGUUGACGAUAAAUUUGAUAAUGUGCAUUGCGUCCCAUUUAUCAUUCGUACACUUCCCAAGCAUAUUGGUUGUGAGCAACCAUUUGAAGUUGCCAAGAAGCUCCUGAAAGAUCACGUAAACGCCAACCCUUCUCGCGACCCCCAAAAACAUCUCAUUGCCGAUUCUGCUUUUUGCCACCAAGAGAUCAUUGAGUAUGCCGAAAGUCAGAAGAUAGCACUAACUCUAUCUGCCAGCCAAUAUCUUUUAAAGCUUCAUUAUAUACUGGAAUGGGUUAUUUUGAAAGACAACACGUUCAUCGGUGUUCAUACUCAAGGUGGUACCUUUUAUAGGUAUAGACAGGUGACCGUGACCAAUGGUAAAAGAAAAGAGAGAUGCUUUAAGAAUGCAACGUCAGCAGCCUAUACAGAGGAAAUCACCAGACUCAUUAAAUGCAUUCAAAUGUUGCCUGCUCCUAAAGUUAGAACAUUAUAUGACAGUUUAAACCAGAGAAAGGCUGCUAAAAAUGCAAAAACAACAGACCUUAGAGAUAAGUUGAUUCAAAGACUGCUUUGCGGAGCUCAACAGAAAGAGUACUUGCUCUAUGAACUUAAUAAUCACGUCUAUCGUUCACAGGAGUUUCCACCAUCACUGCUAUAUAGGAAGUGCUUCAACUCCGUCGAUAGACAUGAUUAUUUCUUGUAUGCUCUCGGUCUUCCAAAGCAUUUACCAAACUACCAACAACUCAGGGCUAUUGGUAUCCUACAUUCAGCCUACAUCAAUAUAUUCGCAAUACACAUGGUAAAAUCAAACAGAGACGAGUUUGAGUUCAUAUUAAAUGGUUUAUUAACAGCCAGAUCCAAUCCGGUGUUUUUUAUUGGUUUAGUUUUAUAA
Heterostelium album PN500 is the source of this 1860-nucleotide messenger RNA. RefSeq lists its product as uncharacterized. The record is from RefSeq and is a predicted model, not a curated record. NCBI's taxonomy places the organism in Eukaryota, Evosea, Eumycetozoa, Acytosteliales, Acytosteliaceae. Bases 1 to 1860 code for a protein of 619 amino acids. The transcript has 4 exons.